This is a messenger RNA of Hyposmocoma kahamanoa, 743 nucleotides long. RefSeq lists its product as uncharacterized. The coding region runs from base 56 to 529 and encodes 157 amino acids. The record is from RefSeq and is a predicted model, not a curated record. The transcript is spliced from 2 exons. NCBI's taxonomy places the organism in Eukaryota, Metazoa, Arthropoda, Insecta, Lepidoptera, Cosmopterigidae.
GCGCUGUGCCCAGCGAGAAAAAGUGUUGAAGCUAGAUACUUAAACUCCGUCGACUAUGAGGGCGCCUAGACCGCCCAACAGCAAAACAAUGUAUAGCACAGGAAUGGGAAAUGUAACAAAUGAUUUUGAAGGUGAAACAGAAAACGUGAUAUUACUAGAUUACCAGUUAAUAUAUUAUGGAUGUCCUGUCAACGAUUUUCUUUACUUUAUCUACAGCUGCACGGAUCGAAACUUUCGGUCCCAACACCUGGAGCACAUAAAGGACCUUUACCAUAAUACUCUAAGCAGAUUUUUGCAAUAUUUUAACAUAGAUGUAGAAGACGUUUACCCUAGGAAGGAGUUUGAAAGGGUUCUAGAUUACAAAAAGGAUUUUCCAAUGAUAUUAGCCUUGUAUCUGUAUCCUAUCUUGUUUGUUCCCGAAUCCGUUGCGCCUGAUGUAGGCGAAAAUGAUGUUUCUGCUAUUGAUUACGAUAUUGAUCCUAGAGGCCGAGAGAGGUUUUUAGAGAUUGCGGAAGAGUUUUGGAGCUAAGAAAUCUGAUUUCUUUAAAAAACUUGCAAAUAUUUGUAAUAUGUAAACUAGACCACUGUCUCACCAAGGGUUGCCAAGGUUUAUGACUUCAGACGAUAGAUAUUGACUAAACAUAAUAUUGUUGGUAGUUUUAAUUUGAUUUCUUUUUUAUAAUAUUAAGUGACGGGUCGUACGCCUGAUGGUAAGCUACACACCUGUCCAUAACAUGUGCCUG